Rotaria sp. Silwood1 is the source of this 2319-nucleotide messenger RNA. The record is from the annotation of a GenBank genome assembly. Lineage: Eukaryota; Metazoa; Rotifera; Eurotatoria; Philodinida; Philodinidae.
CCACACCCACAAACACACCCUGAAAAGAAAAAUAGAAGUGUCUAAAUAAUUUUUUUGCCUAGAAAAUCACGUGGUUUUUGAAAAACCUGUAAUAGUUCAUGAAGAACUUUUGAUAAAAAAUUUCUUUUUGUUGAGAAAUAAACUAGAGAUUUCAGGCUAUCUAAUGAUGUGAUCAGAGUUAAUAAAAUGUUUUGUCUUCAUGGUGAAAAUUGCUUUACAAAGAAUAUAUAACGAAGUGUUCAAAUAAUUUUUUUACAUACUGUAUAUGUAUAACGUUUUAUUAUUGAUUAUCUGAUAAACUGGAAUGAAAAUCUAAUAAGAAUCUUUUCUAUUUAAUUUCCUUCUGAAAAUAUUUUACUUCGAAUAUAAGAAUAAUAAUAACUGAAAAAUAUAAAGAAAACUAUUUGGUAUGAUAUCACAAGAAGAAAAAGAAAAUAGAAAUUGUGUUCAUCCAUUUGUUGUUCAUCAAUGGAACUGACGAAUAAGAACGAUAAUAUCAUUUCAAAGUGCCAAUUGUUGACAAAGAGAACAAUAACCACAUUGUGCUAUUGUUUACGAAGUUAUUAAAUAAGAAUGAUACACAGCAUUCAAUCGUAUGAUAUUUAAAAAAGAAAUAUGAUAACAAAAUUGGAUGAUCUCUCUGUCGAAUUAUUCUAUGAGAUAUUUAUUUAUUUCCAGUUCCAUGAAAUAUUCAAUAUUUUUUCUAAUCUCAAUCCUCGUUUUACUGCUAUCGUUAGCAAUAUACCAUUUAUUCGCACUAACUUAGGUUUGAAUGGUAUGAGUAUCGCUGUCACCGAAAUUUAUUACGCACAUUUAUUACAACCAAAUGUAUGUGAUCGGCUUAUUUCAUUGUGUGUCUCACAUACAUUAGCUAUUGAUAAUGGUUUAUGGUUAGCAUCUAAUUUAUCUGCAUUUAUCAAUCUUCGUCAUUUAUCUUUAAUCGAUAUUAAACGUUCUUGUUUUGAAUUAAUGCUCAAUACAUCUACACCUAACACAUCUCUCGUCAUAUUUAACGUACAUUAUACAGAAUACUAUCAAGCUGCAUAUACAUUUAAAGGUGUACCUGAGGGUGCAUAUUAUAAAAGAAUCUUUCGUUUAUUUCCUUUAUUACAUAUUGAAACAAAUCAUUUACACUUACAAUCACUUGUACUUCGAGAAUGUUCACCAACUUUUCUCUCACAUUUACUUGAAUAUUAUCCACAAUUGGAAGAACUCAGCUUUGAUCUAAGUACUCCUUGGCUACCUGAUGAACAUCCAUUAUUGUAUAAUUAUAACAAUCAAAUGUUUCGUAUUGAUAAACGUUUGGUUCCUAAUCUACGUUGUCUUAAAAUAACAUUAAAAUAUGAUAUUAAUGCUAUGGAGCUGCUUGAUAAAUUAUUUGAUCAUGAUGUUUUAUUUUCAUUGACAAAAUUCACAUUAGAAGGGAUAGUGACUGGACCGAAUGUUGUUUCCAAGUUAUUAUCAAUGCUUUGUCAUCAGUGUUCAUAUACAUAUAUUGUUCAAUGGUUUGUCAAAACUACGAUAUCAUUAUCGAACGCAAGUAGUAUUUUGUUAAAUGCAUUGCAACAAUUGAAAGGACGAAUACUAAUCGAAUUAGAAUUAUUUUUAUAUAAUGAUAGUUAUUCUAUUAAAGCUUUCACAUUACCACGAAAGGACAAAUAUUUAUGUGCUUAUACCUAUUUAAAUAAAAACAUUGUUCACGUACAAAGUCAUUGGUCAUGUACUUUAUCAACAGCUUUAAAUAAUCGUUUGACGUCUAUCAAUACAAUAGCAUUGAAUGCAUUUCUAUUUACUCAAGCAGAUUUAUAUGAACUUCAUCAACCACCAUUAUGUUUAAUUGAUACUGAUACAGAAUUAUAUAUAUGGCAAGGAUGGAAUGAUUUAUCUGAUGAUGAACUUGAUUUACAACUUUAUAAUGCAAAUAUACAAGCUGGUAGUCCAAGAGAUAUACGUUUUACAGCUAAACGUCGUUGUGCUUUUCUUACAGCUGUUGAAUAUUGUAAAGCAAAAACUGGUUCAGCAACUGUUGAUUUACGUUGUUCUAUAGUAUAUGCUGUUCGACAACAAAAUCAACUGGAAGGAAAAAAAUUAGAUCAAAAAGAUUCAGUUAUUGAUAUGCUUAUACAUUUAUGUCCUGAACAGUAUACUAUUGAAGAACUUCGAGCUCGUCCAUUACCAGGAGGUGUGAAUACAUCAAAAAUAGAAUUUUAUCUAUCGGAUGAUGAUUUUCAAAAAGAAUUUCGUAUGACUAAAGAUGAAUUUUAUGCUUUACCAUAUUGGAAACAAACAAAUAUUAAAAAGUCACUUGGUUUUUUCUAA